Messenger RNA from Salvelinus fontinalis (brook trout), 5333 nucleotides. RefSeq names its product sushi, nidogen and EGF-like domain-containing protein 1. Gene Ontology annotation, molecular function: calcium ion binding; protein binding. NCBI's taxonomy places the organism in Eukaryota, Metazoa, Chordata, Actinopteri, Salmoniformes, Salmonidae. The coding region runs from base 114 to 4151 and encodes 1345 amino acids. The record is from RefSeq and is a predicted model, not a curated record. Gene Ontology annotation, cellular component: plasma membrane; protein-containing complex. The transcript is spliced from 32 exons. Gene Ontology annotation, biological process: establishment or maintenance of epithelial cell apical/basal polarity; heterophilic cell-cell adhesion; cell-matrix adhesion.
ACUCUCUGUAUAUAGCCAUGUUAUUACCUGGUACUCCCUGUAUAUAGCCAUGUUUUUACCUAGUACUUCCUGUAUAUAGCCAUGUUAUUACCUGGUACUUCCUGUAUAUAGCCAUGUUAUUACCUGGUACUGCCUCUCCUCCCCAACAGGUGAACAACAAUGGCCUUGUUUCGUUCAUCAGAGAGGUGUCUCAAUUCACACCUGUAGCGUUUCCCAUCGCCGGAGACCGGAGGGUUGUGGCGCCGUUCUGGGCUGACGUGGACAACAGGCGGGCGGGACAAGUCUUCUACCGGGAGAGUAGAGAUCCGUCCGUCCUCCUUAGGGCCACGGCUGACGUCAGACGACACUUCUCCGAGUUCCCAGAGUUCAGUGCGACGUGGAUCCUCAUCUCAACGUGGCUCAAAGUCACCUUCUUUGGAGGAAGUGACGUCACACCGGUGAAUACGUUCCAAGUGAUACUGAUCACCAACGAAGAGCUUUCCUUCACCAUCUUCCAGUAUCAUGACGUCAGCUGGACUACAGGCAUGCAUGCCAGCAGUGGAGGAGACCUGGCGGGGCUAGGGGGCAUCGCUGCACAGGCAGGUUUUAACGCUGGCGACGGGAAACGUUACUUCAACAUCCCGGGGUCUCGUACUGAUGAUGUCGUGGAUGUGGAGGGAACCACCAAUGUGGGUUACCCCGGGAGAUGGGUGUUCCGUAUUGACAAUGCCCAGGUGGAGGUGGGCGGAUGCAACGACUCCGCAUCUGUGUGCCCUCACCUUCGACCCUGUCUGAACGGAGGUCGCUGUAUAGACGACUGCAUCACCGGAAACCCUUCCUUCACCUGCUCCUGUCUGGCUGGCUUCACAGGACCCCGGUGCCAGAUAGAUGUGGAGGAGUGUUCGUCCUUCCCCUGUCAGAACGGAGGUACCUGCUCAGACCAGGUUAACGGGUUCACCUGCCAGUGUCCAAACGAGUUUACAGGGACAGUCUGCCAAACAGACAUUAACAAGUGCAAAGACGGAGCCUGCCUCAACGGAGCGCUGUGUGUACAAGGUGUCGACAACUUCACCUGUCUGUGUGAGAGAGGCUACUCUGGGUUGCUGUGUGAGACAGACAUGGAUCAGUGUGUUUCCCAGCCUUGUCUGAAUGGAGGGGAGUGUGAAGACCAGGUGAAUGGUUAUACCUGCUCCUGUCCUGCUGCUUUCACCGGAACACACUGUGAGACAGAGUUGGUGAUGGUCCAGGUGAAUUCAUCGUCUACUCCUCAAACUGAAAAUCAAACAGUGUCCUAUGAGGGGGAGGGCAGUGAGAAACACCAGAUCUGUGAACACACCGGCCCUGGGAGUUACAACUGCACAUGUACCCAAGGAUUCUAUGGUGACAACUGUGAAGAGGAGUGUCUUUGCCAGAACGGUGGCAUCUGUGUGGAAGUAAAUGGAACCUGUGACUGCCCCUCAGGCUUCACCGGACUCUACUGUCAGUUUGAGGUGACCCAGACCCCGUGCAGCAACAGCAGGCCGUGUCCCGACGGAGGACCCUGUCUGGAGUACGGAGGAACCUACCUGUGUACCUGUCAGACAGGUGUGGCAGACCUAGAUCACAGGGACUUCUAUCCUCCCUAUGUACAGCCUCGAUCGGUCUGUGAUUCGUCUCCGUGUCUGAACGGAGGCCACUGCUACGAGAGAGAUGGAGGCUACACCUGCGAGUGCGAGCACGGAUACAGAGGGAAGCACUGUGAGAAAGUCAGACUCAAUACCUGUGCCUCUGGCCCGUGUCGUAACGGAGGCUCCUGUAAAGAGGAGACAGGGAGCUUCCUGUGUGUCUGUCCAUACAGGUUCACUGGGAAACACUGUGAAGUGGGGAGGCCAGACCCGUGCUCCUCCAGCCCCUGUCUGAACGGAGGAACAUGUUUCCACUACAUCGGGAAGUACAAGUGUGAAUGUUCCGGAACCUUCAGCGGCAGACACUGUGACAUCGGCAGGGGAUCGGCACACGCCACAGCAGACCUGGACUGUGGUCCCCCCCUGCAGGUGAAGCAUGCAGAGGUCCAGUUCUCCUCUACGUCGCCAGGCUCCAUGGCUCUGUACGUCUGCCACCCAGGAUACACCCCCAUGCCCAGGGCCACCCAGAGCAUCUGUGGGGGGCAGGGCGCCUGGAGCCAACCCCCGGUCUGCCAGGAGAUCAACGAGUGUUUGUCCCAGCCUUGUCUGAAUGGAGGGACGUGUAGAGACAGGGUGGCGACCUACCAGUGUGCAUGUGACCAAGGCUUCAGUGGGAACCACUGCCAGACAGAUGUGGAUGAGUGUGUGUCGGAGCCCUGUAAACACGGAGGAACCUGUGAGGAUCAGCCCGGAUCCUACUACUGCCACUGCCAACAGGGUUUCAUGGGACGAGACUGUGAAAUAGAGCAGGACAGGUGUGAGUCCAGCCCCUGUCUGAACGGCGGCGUGUGUCGCGGCUACAGGCGGAACCACCCGUGUAUCUGUAAAGAAGGGUUCUUCGGGGACCGCUGCCAGUCGUUGGAGAAUCCGUGUGUACUGCAACCUUGUGGGAACAGAGGUCUCUGCCACAGCAACAGGAGAGGGAACUACAGCUGUACCUGCAGAGUGGGACACACAGGCAAGGACUGUGAGAGAGACCUGUUGCCUCCCUCUGGUCUGCACGUAUUAUGGGUAGAGGAGGAUGAGGUGGAGCUACGCUGGGACCUUCCGGAUCCUUCCUCUCAGAGCCUGUUCAGCGGCUUCGCUGUGACCUACGCCCCUCUGGGUCUCCCGGGCCGUGGCAGCGGAACCAGGAAGACGGACUUCCUGGACAAGAAGCAGUCCACCUAUCAGCUGCAGGGCCUGGUGCCUGGUCUGCUAUACAACAUCUCGACCUUCUCAGUGAAACGAAACGCCAACGGCGGCGACGACAUCAGCCAGCCAGCCAUCGCUCUCAUACGCACCCGACCGCGGCGGGUGGAUCAGCUGCAGGUUGUCAACGUGUCUUCCUCCCAGGUUUGGCUGCGGUGGCUGGUGCAGGCUGCUCAUCACGCAGCUGUCAGCCAAGUGCGCCUCUCCCUGGUCUCCUCGGACGGCAGUGGCGCUCGCACCGCCCUGGUCAACACCAGUACCAUGGAGUACGCAUUCAGUUCUCUGCUCCCCGGUCAGAUGUACACGGUGGACGUUCUGACUCAGAGUGGGAUCGGACCAGACGAGUCCCCGUCCACCAGUCACUCUGCUGGACCGCUGCAAGUCUGGACCCGGCCCCUCCCCCCUCAGAACCUGUCUUUGGCACAUGUGACCUCCAACUCUGCCCUGGUGACGUGGGACUACCAUCCCAGGAACCUGCCAGACGGCUUCGUGGUCAAUGUGACACGAGGCCUGAGCACCCGGAGUCGUUUCCUACCCAAUGGGAAGUUAGAGACGUAUACUCUGAGAGAGCUUUCUCCGGGACAGCACUACCACCUAGUCCUCAUGGCUGUUAGGAACACAGGGCAGGAACAGAUUCACAGUGUACCACAACACCUGGCCUUCACCACAUUGCCGAUGGAGGAGCGAUGGGGAGGGAGGAAGAGGGAGAGACCUUCUGUCGUGGGCCCUGUGAGUCAUACACUAGCCCCAUCUGAACCUCAGGACCUGGGGGUAGCUGGAGAGAGAGAGCACUCUGAAGAGAUGCCCAGAUAUACAGAGCUGAUUGAUGGUAGAGGGAGGAUAACAGCUGAGUUCUCCAAACUGCCCCGAAAGGCCAUCAGACACCGCACUAAACCCGAGCCUUCCCUUCAGCUCGAGAGGAUGGAGGAGACAACCAAUAAAAUCAGCCUCGCACUAGAGAUCCAGAGGAAGGAGGAAGAGGAGGAGUCCAGGAGAAAACCUGAGUCGUCCCAGGACUGCCGGAGUCUGCCCUGCCUGAACGGGGGUACGUGUGCGAAGGGCGACGACUCCCACAUCUGCGACUGCGUAGCCGGGUUCAAGGGCAGGCAGUGUGAGCUGUUCUGCCAGCGAGUGCCCCACCCGUGUACCCGCCUUUACUCUGAAACAAAGAGCGUGCCCGUCUGGGUGGGCGAAGUCUGUCAUUACCUGUAUAAAAGGACGUAUAAAGUCCAGCAGGAUGUUUGCUAUCGAGAGAUCUGUGAACCACCGCUGCUUCCCAAGAAAAGCCCCAACAGAAGAACUAACAGGCAACAUUAAUGAAAGCUAAUCUUGGAUGACCCAUGUUGCCCCAGAGAUUGGCCUGUGUGAUGACCCAUGUUGCCCCAGAGAUUGGCCUGUGUGAUGACCCAUGUUGCAAAGAGAUUGGCCUGUGUGAUGACCCAUGUUGCCCCAGAGAUUGGCCUGUGUGAUGACCCAUGUUGCCCAGAGAUUGGCCUGUGUGAUGACCCAUGUUGCCCAGAGAUUGGCCUGUGUGAUGACCCAUGUUGCCCAGAGAUUGGCCUGUGUGUUGACCCAUGUUGCCCAGAGAUUGGCCUAUGUGAUGACCCAUGUUGCCCAGAGAUUGGCCUGUGUGAUGACCCAUGUUGCCCAGAGAUUGGCCUGUGUGAUGACCCAUGUUGCCCCAGAGAUUGGCCUGUGUGAUGACCCAUGUUGCCCAGAGAUUGGCCUGUGUGAUGACCCAUGUUGCCCAGAGAUUGGCCUGUGUGAUGACCCAUGUUGCCCAGAGAUUGGCCUGUGUGAUGACCCAUGUUGCCCAGAGAUUGGCCUGUGUGAUGACCCAUGUUGCCCCAGAGAUUGGCCUGUGUGAUGACCCAUGUUGCCCCAGAGAUUGGCCUGUGUGAUGACCCAUGUUGCCCCAGAGAUUGGCCUGUGUGAUGACCCAUGUUGCCCCAGAGAUUGGCCUGUGUGAUGACCCAUGUUGCCCAGAGGUUGGCCUGUUGUAGCCGCAGCUUGAAUGAGGAUUCUGGAGGAAGCUAACAAGUGGAACAUGAUUGACCCCCACAACCAUCAAUGACAUUUGGCCCCAGAAUCAUCAAUAAUUUCGAACUAUUCUAUGUCAUAUUUUUACAGAAUUUUCACUCAUGACGGAUGACAAAUGUACCGUAAACAGUCCACAUCCGUGUAAAAUCAGAACAUUAUACAUACCUCAUGUCUCACACGUUGGCAGUUUAGUCCCUCCGCUCAGGGAAAUGUGUAUAUUGUCUGUUUCAUCACAAGCAACCCUAUUUAAAAUCUGUCUCGAUUGAUUUUUAACAACAAAUUGAACUGUUUUACCUCUUAGCCAAAAAACAUAUUCAGCAAUCAGUACUGGAAAAUAAGUGCCUGUCUUUAUGUCUUUCAACUCUAACCCUACGUCACUACUAGCUAUCAUGUACAUAGUGUUUAUAGGCUGUUUUGUAGGUGAAUAUUUUAAAUAAUUAAAAUGUAAAAAAAAUGUUA